AUGAGCUGCCUUUCCUCGCCACUCUCCUGGAUUUCCUCACAAAUCUACAGAAGGACCUUUGAUUCACUGCUCGAUCUGUGCUGGGUUACUAAAAGGACAUGUCUGGUACAAUCAACACUAGAGCAGAAGGCCUCAGGGUUGAUGGACUUCUCUCAAACUGGCGCUAUCAAGGACAGCUCAAACUCACUCAUCGUGGUCUUUUCACCUGUGUCAGCCUCUCUUGAGCCAGUGGAUGUCUAUGGACUUACUCAGCGCCCUUUACAGGAUGUGAAUCAAAGCAAUUGUCAGUCUGCUGGUGCUGUAACUCGACUCUGUGUACCUGUACAGUAUAAGUUUGUUUUUUUUUUCUUUUCAAAAGAGAACAGUUGUGUUUUUAUGUACAGAAAUCAGUCCCAAACUUUGUUUUGA
Molecule: messenger RNA, 408 nt
Organism: Xyrichtys novacula (pearly razorfish)
Lineage: Eukaryota; Metazoa; Chordata; Actinopteri; Labriformes; Labridae
Source: the annotation of a GenBank genome assembly